AUGUCAUUGGGAUCUCAUCUCCCAGGCCCAGCGGGUGUGAAGGAGAGCCAGUGUGAGAGCCCAGGCGUGUCUGCACUGUUGGUGGCAUGUGUGGGUGGCAGCGGUGGCGAGGGUUCAGGCAGCCAGCGACUGCAGUGGUUCGCCUGCUGCACCUGCGAAGCCUGCUACCCCAGCAGAACAGGCUACCCAUGCGGCCCUUGCGACCAUUCCGAUCCCUGCCAACCCUGCGACGCGUGCUACCCAUGCCAACCCUGCGGCAGGUACGGGUCGUCGCCGGACCUCAGUGGAUUCUGCACGCCCAACGCAUUCCCCAGGUGGCGCCGCCUGCCCCCGCUUCCCCCCACCAACCCCCACUCCGACCCAGCCUGUUACGGCGCCGUCGCCGCUGCGGUUCCCGGAACCGGGAUUGCGAUCGUGGGCGGCGCGCUGCCUUCCCAGUCAGGCAGGCCGCAGCACGUGCGCCACGUGUCAGUGUUUGACUGGCACAUGGGCGCGUGGUUUGAUGUGCAGCAGCCGUGCAUGCUGCCCAGGUUGGACCCGGUGGUGGCUGCAAUCGGUGCAAUGGGUGCAAUGGGUGGGGGGGAAAGGGAUUGCCUCGUGGUUGUCGGAGGGUGUGCUGUGCCGUCUUUCCCGCGUGCGAGCACUGCUGGUUCAUGUGGUAGAGUUGCUUGGCAAGGCUUCUCCCAGCAACCACUCACGCCACCCAUUCCUGGGAAUGUGCACGAUGUGCAUUGA
Closterium sp. Naga37s-1 is the source of this 735-nucleotide messenger RNA. The record is from the annotation of a GenBank genome assembly. Lineage: Eukaryota; Viridiplantae; Streptophyta; Zygnematophyceae; Desmidiales; Closteriaceae.